This is a messenger RNA of Vanessa tameamea, 1358 nucleotides long. RefSeq names its product putative nuclease HARBI1. The record is from RefSeq and is a predicted model, not a curated record. Bases 292 to 1335 code for a protein of 347 amino acids. Lineage: Eukaryota; Metazoa; Arthropoda; Insecta; Lepidoptera; Nymphalidae. The transcript is spliced from 2 exons.
GCCGAAUACUGAAACGUCACUUAAAUAUUUAAGUCCAACUCAACUAUUUGAGACGCCGUUAAAUUAAAAUUUCGCAUACUCAAACGUCAUUUUUGAGCGUCACUCAAAUUUGAGAGCGACUCAAAAUAACUAGCCUUUAAACACCACUCAAAGUAAAAACCGUAUACUGAAACGCCACUCAACGAAUGACAAAUGUCAAAAAGCCCACUCAAAUUAUUUGAGACGCCGUUAAAUUUGAGAGUGGUCGCUAGCUAUCUUAAAUCGUUUAUCAGUGUUUUAUAAGUUUAAAAAAUGUCACUAUCUUCACUUUCUUCACUUUCGGACGACGAAACGACAUCCCGUAGCAGCCGUAAGAAUGAAGAAAAGUUAAAUGGCUUCGAAAAAUAUGAUGACAACCAAUUUCUAAGUCGGUUCCGUGUUUCCAAAGAUACGGUAUUAUACCUGGAGUCAUUGUUUGGCAAGGAAAUCGCGCCUUUGACGAAACGCAACCGAGCCUUAAAGCCAAGAGACCAAAUUUUGAUAGCUCUUCGAUUUUACGCUACUGGCAGUUAUCAAAAAGUUAUAGGAGACAUAUUCCACGUCGAACAAGUAACUGUUCACCGUGUGGUACAUAAAGUCACAGCUGCAAUAGCAAAACUCAGUUGCAAUUUCAUUAAAAUGCCGGAUUCCCAAGAACGAAUAGAAGUGGCAAACGACUUUUACUCCAUUGCAGGAUUUCCGAGGAUAUUGGGAGCUAUUGAUUGUACACACAUUAAAAUCAAUUCACCAGGGGGAUAUCAAGCUGAAACUUUUCGCAACAGAAAAGGGUUUUUUUCGUUAAAUGUGCAAAUUGUAUGUGAUGCGAAAUUAUGCAUCCGAAAUGUGGUAGCAAGAUGGCCGGGCUCUGUACAUGAUAGUACAAUUUAUAAUGACUCUCCUUUAUGUGCACAAUUUGAGCGUGGUGAUUAUGCAAAUUUUGUGCUUUUAGGAGACAGUGGUUACCCAUGUCGACAUUAUUUGCUUACCCCUCUAUUAAAUCCAAAUACAAUAGCUGAAGAAGCAUAUAAUAGAGCUCAGGUAGCAUCAAGGAACCCUAUUGAAAGGCUUUUUGGUGUUCUCAAAUGUAGAUUUCCAAGUUUACAUAACGGCCUAGGAGUAAAUGUAAAAAAUAUUCCACCAAUUAUUGUGGCAUGUGCAGUGCUUCAUAAUAUUGCACUGUCUAGGCAAGGUAACAUAAUAGUUGAAGAGGAUACUUUAAACAGUGUUGAGGAAAUACAAACUGAUGAAACAAUCCAUGAAGGCAAUCAGAAUUUUGUUGUUCGAUCAUCAAUAAUUAAUACACAUUUUACUUAUUAAUCACUAUUUUAUUUUCAAUUUAG